Gongylonema pulchrum is the source of this 246-nucleotide messenger RNA. The record is from the annotation of a GenBank genome assembly. Lineage: Eukaryota; Metazoa; Nematoda; Chromadorea; Rhabditida; Gongylonematidae.
AUGUUUGCUAAAUCGGAAGCAGUCUCGCCGUUUCGAUACAAUGACCGCUUCCCGCAAAUCAGACGUGAAACAGUCAGUUCUAGUGAAGCACCAUUAUCACUGAAUGAGAACAAUGCUCCAAAAUGCGCCUGUGGUUACGUGUACGAAGAAACAACUGGAUGGAACCGCCGUGUUCGUUCGCGUGUCAAAAGAGAGAUGGGGAUCCUUAUAAUCUCGAGGAUUAUGCUUCCAAAAUUUCAGGCUUAG